GGUUCUAUAGAAAUUCUUUAUCAAGACACAAACGGGUUCGACGCUGCAUAGCGCAUGCAUGCAUACACUGCACUACCAAAGGACAGCGAUAUUUCGGGAGUGAUUUUUACAUUAAUAAUAAUACCGUACUAAUAGCAAUGUCAUGACAUGGAUUUCCUGAUGGACUGAGGGAAAAUGGAUGCGAUGAACAAAGAGUUGUUGAAGAACGGUGUCAGCCAGAAUGCCAGCCCGGAGGAGAAGUUACGAGUCCUCUGGAAGCUGUACACCCAGGCUGAAGCCGAUAUCAAAGCUGGUUCACAGAGCAUGCAGUUACUUCAAAAGAAACAAGCAGAGGAAAUGAAAGAGGUGGAAUUGUAUGUUGAAAAUAUACGUAAGCUGUCGGAGGAAAGGGAGGCUCUUACUCAAGAAUUUGAAGCAGAAAAUGAGGAACUAAAGGAGGAAAAUCAGAGACUUAAGAAGAGCAAGGAAAAAACUAAUCAAGAAAUCAAACAGCUCUUGAAACAGGAGGGCUUUGAAGAUCUAGCACAGCGUUCUCCCAGUGAGGCUCUUGCUUACUUUCUCGUCGAGAGGACACGUCUGUCUGAUAACAUAGCCACAGAGAGAAGGAAAUCCCUCACCAAUGAAUCGGCCAAGAAUCACCUCGAUCAGGUUCAGAGAGAUCAGAUUGGUAAGCUGGAGAAGGAGAAGAUCCACCUGGAGCAGGAGAACAGGCAGCAGAUCCAGCGAGUCAAGGAGCUUGAGCUUGAACUCAAGAUGAUCAAGAACAGGCUGGAGAAAGAGAAGGAGACGCAUCAUAAGGAGGUGGAAAAGGUCCAGAAAAAGGCUGAUGAACAAUUACAGAACAGCUCUGGUGAGGAAUCCCAGUUGAGGGAGGCUAAGCGUAAAUUAGAACAAGGGCUCACCACCAUGAAAUACCGGUUGAAAACCAGUGAAGAGGAGAAGGAAAAGAUAACGAAAGAGGUAUGUUUUGAACAUCAUUUUACACUUUUAUUGAAUCUUUUUUUUUUUUUUUUCAUGUGCUGAGAACAGACUUUAUUAAUCUGGCAAGGACGUUCCUGGGUUCCGUAACACAAAACCUAGCAAUGAUCGUAGAACAUUUUUCCACGAUUGAUUCCAUUGACUACAAUGUACAAUCAAUCGUGAAAAUCAAGCUUACGAUCAAUUGCUAACCUUUGUGUUACGGGCCUCAGGAUCAAUAUGAGUUAUGAUGAAUAUUCCUUGCCCAUUGAUGGUGUGUGUGUGUGUCCAUCCAUCGUUGGUGGUUCCAUUCUAUGGGCGAUGUCAUAGCUCGUCUCACAAACCGAUUAAGCCAUAACACCAAAUCCCGUGAAAAUUGGCCUUAUGGAAUCUUCAUUGUCAAGUAAACCACUUUCUAUUUAUCGCUUUCUAUGUCUUUGUUUAAAGAUAUAAUGUUGUAUGCACCUUAUUAUGUCAAUGGCAACAGGACAGACCCACUGUAAAAUUCCAGAAAAACUCUAUAAACAAAUUUUACAAAUGAAAAAUCCAACAUGGGGCAUAUUGGCACUCCCCCUUGGGGUUGCAUGUAAAUUUUUGGGAAAUUUAUAUCUGACUUUGAUCAUGUGCAAUCAUUGGCAAGUGAAUAGCUGAAUGCGCAGUUAUGUUUAAUGGGGUCAAGCAUGGCUGUGCAGGGGUACAUGUACUUCAUGGUAGUUGCCAUAAUGGCAAAGUCAACAUCGUUGUAACAAAGAAUACUUGUAAGUCUGUAUGAAGAACAGGCCCCUGUUUAGCAAUUGUUUGAAAAAUGUGACACUAAUGCAUUUAGAUCCUGAAAUAUUAAACACUGUUGGGAAAGAUAACAGAACAGAAUAGAAAACAUGAAAGUCGGUUCAUCCUGAACCAAAAACUGUGUAUAUUACGAUAAAUAGGGAUUGAGGAAAAUUAAUGUUGUUCCUUCACUCAUUGAAACAGUAUUGAUCUUUCAAGUUUUUCUGAGUGAGCACACAUUAAAGGCAAGAUUGUCAAUCAUCAUAUUAUAAGGAGAUAUGUUCAUACCACAUUGUGAGUUUUAGCAUUUUUUGUUCACAUGUAUGUAUUUCAUUGUGUCCUGACUAACUUUUUGAAAACUUGUGUUUUUACCCUUGACAACAUUUGUAUGUUUUAUGUGCUAUUUUUGUAUGUAUUUGAUAUUCAUAUUCAUUUUAUUAUUUUUCUUCAUUAAAGAAAUUAAAAAUUAUCUACUCACACAGUAAUAAUAAUAAAUACAGCAUUUAUUAUGCGUUAUCUACAUACUUUUUUAAUUAUUAUUACUGUGUGGGUAGAUCAUUUUUAAUUUCUGGUACAUGCAAAACAAAAAUUGUGAACUCAGAAUAUUUGCAGAUUUCUACUUAAAAAUGAAGACCCCAAAUAUCAAGCCCUUUUCUUUCAGUUAUUCGUCCCUUAUAGGCUCUGGCUAUUGGAGAAGUAUUUUAAAGCCACUGCAAUAAAAGAGCUUUAUAGCAUUUUAGCACUUGAAAUAGAAAUGGGCACAAUGCAUUAGAGUACUAAUCCUCCAUCAUUAAGUCAUUCUCAAUAGGUUAGUUUGGAUUAGUUGGAUAACAUUGCAAUCAUUUUAUCUGUAAUUCCUCCUUAUCCUGAUGCACCUCGGAAUAGUGUACUAAAUAGAUGGGCAUAUUAAAUGCUGUACGGUAUUUGUUAUUAUUGUUAUUAUUUUUAUUGUAUGGUUGGAUCAUUGAUUUUUAAUUUCUAAUACACGCAAAACGAAAAUUGGUGAACUCAGAAUAUUUGUAGAAUUCUACUUGAAAAUGAAGACCCCAAAUAUCAAGCCCUUUAUUUCACAUUAAUAACAAUCCCUUUUAGGCUUAGGCUAUCGCAGAAGUACUUUAAAGCCACUGCAAUAAAAAGGGCUUUAUAGACUUUGAGCACUUGAAAUCGAAAUGGGCACAAUGCAUUAGAGUACUAAUCCUCCAUCAUUAAGUCAAUCCCAAUAGGUUAGUUUGGAGUACUUAGUUGGAUAACAUUGUGUAAUCUUUUUAAAUGAUGAUGCUUUAUUGCACGACAGAUAUCUGAUUCAAAUACAUUGUAUAUGUACAUGUUCUUUUAGAGUUUAGAGAGUAUCGUUAAUUGAAAAUGUAAUAGUCUCCUUGGUAUAUUCCUGUUUGAUACUUGAAAAUGAUGGGCUAUUUUUAGAAUUGGACAGUCAUCUUCUCUCUUCUGGGGCCCGUUGCAGAAAGAGUUGCAAUCAAUCCCAACUCUAAAAAUCAUGUGAAACUUGAUUUUCAACCAAUCAACAGCGCGCAUUUUGGACUUGCGAUUGAUAUUUUGACUUGCGUUUAAACGCAACUCUUUCUGCAAUGGACCCCAGAUGUGGUAUUGGUAGAAUAUUAAUUGGGGUGGCUGGGGUAGCUAUUGGUCAUCUGUGCUUCUAUUCAUCCCUGACCAUGAUUAGGGACAAGCCAUUGUCCACUCCCCCUUGGUUAUUGAUUAAAUGACCCUUUUCAAUUCAAAGCACCACUUGAAUGGAAGUAACUGUGCAUUAUUGAAAAGAAAUUCCUUCGAGUUUGAUAGCGCUUUCAAAAAGACAGUGGUUGUUACUCAUCCGAUCAAUAUUUGGCUGGACAUACAUGUACAUGUAUGUUUGUAUGCUGUACAGAGGAGUUUGCCUGAAUCUGUUAAGAUUACUACUCAUAGAUACACAAAGUGGAAUCAUGUGGAAUUUCAAUUUGGAUUAACUUUUGAGUUUGAAGAUACCUUUGAACUAGUCAGAUUUUUGUGGAACAUACUCAAUAGCUACAUGUACAAGUGUAGUUUUAAUUUUGGUUUAUGAUGCCUUGCCUGGAGAUGUCCUACAGUGUAUUUUCAAUCGUGCAGUGUGGUAUUUAUUUUGACAUUUCAAGAAAGUGUUGAUUAUGCCAUGCAUUUUGGAGGCUGUUUAGAUCAAACGAAAGAUCACAUUAAGUGCGGCAAGUCAACAUUGCAGGCUAAGAGCAACAACUUGAUUGGAUUUUUAAUACCGAUUGGCUUUUGCAAGGCAUCUAUUUAUUUCUGUUUGGAGUGAUUUUUUCACCAAAGUGAAAAGGAAAAAAAAAAACAUGGCUGCCUACCAAGAUAGUAGGGUAAGUGAUUAAAAAACAGUUUGAUUUUCAAAAUUUUGUUUUGUGUAUUUUUUGAAAAUGUCUUUCUGUGGAACUACUACCCAAAAUACAAUGGCCUGUAUUCUGAAGUCAUGUUCAGCUUGCCUUGGUCUAACUCUGCUAAUUUUAUGGGAGCCAAAAACUAAAAAAUCCUCCUUAUAUUGUAUAUUUCUUACUAUUUUGUGUCUGUUUGCUUUCAUAAUGAAUAAAAUAUUUCAGUUAUCAUUCUCAGACAGUUAUAAAUGACUUGAGUCUCAUAAGAGUUAAUAAAUUGAACAUGUACCAGAGAUGUUUGCCUCAAUUGGCUCUCCAUAGUUAAACCACAACUUUAAACCAGGGUUUGAUUUAAACCCGAGAAUACUGGCCAAUAUGCUUUAGGUUUAAGCGAUAUAGGGCCACAUCUGCUAUAAACAUUCUACACCAGGGUUACAUGAAUCACACUCCAUUGGUCGUUAUUAGAUUGAAUAUCCCUUUUCUUUAAAUUUAGGAAGGAUGCUUUUUUGUGUCUCCUGAAAGGAACAUGAAUCAGAAUAAUAUUUUGCAAAUUUUAGUCUGUGAUUAUAAGACUUUUAUCAAGAAUAUAGAUGAAGAAUACUAGAGGAGGCAGGGGAGGAGAAGGAGGAUGAGGAUGAAGGAGGAUGAGGAAAAAAGGAGGAGAGGAGAACGAGAAAGGGAAGAAGGAGAAGAUUUACUUCUAAUUCGUCUAAUGCCAAUUCGGCCAAUUGCCAAUUUGUGUACUAUCUGUUCUGCCAUCAGUUCGUCCACUAUCCACAUGGUCUAAUUGGCAAUUCGUCCACUCACCAUUUCGUCAAAUAACGAGUUGGCCCAAUAGCAAUUUAGUCCAUUUGGUCUAAUUGGACUAAGUGUUAAUUGUGCAAAAUAAAUAUAUUAGACCAACUGGUUAUGAGACAAAAUAGUCAUAGGCGAAAUGGUGAUUAGACGAAGUGAUGAUUGGACCAAAUGAUUGUUAGAAGAAAUGUUGAUGGAUGGAAUGGCAUUAGACUAUAAAAUGAAAAGUAGACCAUGUGAGUGGAGGAGUUGGCAGUAGACGAAUUGGCAAUUUACCAAGGAGAAAGAGAAGAAGAAAAAGGAGAAAGAGAAGUAGGAGGAAGAUGAAGGAAUAGAAGAAAAGUAGU
Lytechinus pictus (painted urchin) is the source of this 5227-nucleotide messenger RNA. RefSeq names its product beta-taxilin-like. Lineage: Eukaryota; Metazoa; Echinodermata; Echinoidea; Temnopleuroida; Toxopneustidae. The transcript is spliced from 6 exons. The record is from RefSeq and is a predicted model, not a curated record. The coding region runs from base 175 to 1023 and encodes 282 amino acids.